AUGGCUGCAGGUAUAUCAAUAGUAGUAAUAUUACUGAUGUUGGUAGAUCUUAUAUUCCAAUCAUUUGGUCAUAUAAUGUACAGACCAACAUUCUUAUUCAAAAGUCAUUCAUCGAUAUCAAGUUUCCUCAAGUCGAUUACUCAUGGGGUAUUCAUUAAAUUAGAUGUCCCUGAUAUUUGUUACUAUGGAACAUCUAUGUUUCAAUAUAACUCCCAGUUCUUUGCUGGACUAAAUUCUGACCAGGCACCUUGUGGAGGUUACAUUUUUCACGUGGAUCCUGUCAAAAACACUUCGACAAUGUUGGCAACUGUCUCAUUCGACAGUGAAAAUAUCAACUAUUUUACAAGUUUUGUAUUCGAUAAUAUCAAUGGCUAUCUGGCCUUAAUUUCUACCAACGUAACAAAUUAUAACAAUCUUGAAAUUUGUAUGGUCAAUCUCAACACCUAUGAGGUUAACCAAUAUGCUAUACCCAACAAAGUGGAAUCGAUCAUUACUUUAUUGACCAUAGGAGGAUAUUAUUAUUAUUUAAAAUUGAUGGGGAGAAAGGAUUAG
Molecule: messenger RNA, 552 nt
Organism: Cavenderia fasciculata
Lineage: Eukaryota; Evosea; Eumycetozoa; Acytosteliales; Cavenderiaceae
Exons: 2
Coding region: 1-552 (183 amino acids)
Source: RefSeq, a predicted model, not a curated record